Lactuca virosa is the source of this 2829-nucleotide messenger RNA. The record is from the annotation of a GenBank genome assembly. Lineage: Eukaryota; Viridiplantae; Streptophyta; Magnoliopsida; Asterales; Asteraceae.
CUGCAAACUCGAUUCAAAAAUCCAUAAAUCGAGAAGAAAAAAGCAGCUCAAAUCCCUCUACACAGAUUCAAGAAAAAAGCCACCAACUGAUUCACACAAAAAUUAGCACACAAGUUCUAAAGAUCUUUGAAUCAGAUGUGAAGCGGAGAAGAAGGAACAAGUUUCCAAUGUCGUCGUGUUCUGUGGAGAAUCAAAACCCUAACCAUUCUUCCCCGUUAAAUUGGUCCAACCUUUGGUUGAAGAACAAGAAAGCUCUUGAUCAUGUCUCUUCAACUAUCCGCCGUCGUUCAUUCUACAGAAAACCCCCACCACCACCCACUCCCCAAUCACCACCGCCGCCGCCGCCACAACAACAACCACAUGAAGUGACCGUUGUUCCUCCUUCUCCCCAUUUUCAACAAACCGAUAACAACGAAACCCUACUUCCUGAUUCCCCCGAUGUAGUCCCCUCUCAUGAUUUCAUUUCCCUCCUUUCUGAUGAAACACUCCUGCAAAUUCUCUCCAAACUCCCUGACAAAUCUCAAAGGAAUUCGAGUUCAUUGGUCUCCAAAUCGUGGUUCAAUCUCCAAGGUAGUUUGGUAAGGUCAGUUAGGGUUUUCGAUUGGAGUUUCCUUACAUCUGGUCGUAUGCUCACGAGAUUCCCUAACCUCAUUGACAUUGAUUUACUUCACGGAAGCGUAAUUUCUAGCAGCCAUACAAAAAGCUGUGGUCUCUCUUUAGGCCCUGAAUUUGGCCCCUUUUGCAUCGAUUCCGAUGUCUUUUCACCAAACAACCAUACUUUCCGACCUGUUAACGAAGUAGAUUCUGUGUUGAAAUCUCUAGCUACUGCAUACCCCAAUCUUCAACGACUUGUACUCCUAAAUUCUUCCGAGAUUGGGUUACUAAAUCUCGCAGAAGGGUGUCCGAAUUUGCAAGAAAUGGUUUUGCAUCAUUGCCAUGAUCAGAUUUUACGUGGGAUUGCUGGGUUUACAAAUCUGCAGAUACUGAAGUUGAUUGGAACCAUUGACGGAUUCUAUUCCUCUUUGGUUUCAGACAUAGGGUUAACAAUUCUUGCUCAAGGGUGUAGAAGGUUAGUGAAACUUGAACUCAGAGGAUGCGAGGGGAGUUAUGAUGGAAUCAGAGCAAUCGGACAAUGUUGUCAAAUGCUAGAAGAACUCACCUUCUGUGAUCAUCGAAUGGAUAAUGGGUGGUUGUCAGCUCUUUCCUACUGUGAAAAUUUGAAAACUUUAAGCUUAGUUUCAUGUAAAACCAUCGAUCAAAGCCCUGGACUUGAUGAACACUUGGGAGCUUGUAGAUUGCUUGACAGAUUACAAUUGGAAAAGUGCAGAUUAUGUGAAAAGGAAAGUCUGCGAGCACUUUUUCUUGUGUGUCGAUCUGUUAAAGAAAUGGUUGUAAAAGAUUGCUGGGGUUUGACAGAUGGCAUUUUUCUCAAUGCCAAUUUGUGCAGGAGGGUUAAAUUUCUGUGGAUAGAAGGAUGCUCAAGGGUAACAACAGAAGGUUUAGAAUCUGUUGUCCUUUCUUUGAAGGAGCUUGAAAGCUUGAAGGUGAUAUCGUGUAAAAAUAUGAAAGAUGAUGAAUGUUCGCCGUUUGAUUCUCUGCAGCUGCACGGAUAUAGAGGGACGAUGAAGAAGGAUAAAUCAGUAGUAAUAGAGAACCCUAGCGGAAGUGGUGUAGCUAAAUCAUCUUCUUCGAACAGGUUAUUUGUACGAGAAGAAGAAGAAUCAGAGAGAAAACAAACUACUUACGACUUCCCCUUGCCAAUUGUUACUCGUAAUGGUUCCUCCAAAUACGAUUUCGUCAAGGUGAAAGUAUGGUUGGGUGAUAAUGCUGAUCACUACUAUGUCCUCUCAAGAUUUUUGCUUAGCAGAAUGUUGACUGUUACUAAGAUUCCCAAUCAUACUGCUCUCAAAAUUGCACUUGAACUGAAGAAGUUGCUGGUAGACAAUAGCCUUCUUGAUGUCUCCCAAUCUGAUCUGGAAACUAAUUUGUUUAAGCUCAUGAAAUGGCGUGGCUAUGGGGCAAGAGUAUAUAAGUCGUUACAGGAUGAUGACAAGAUUUCACCAUCAAAGGGUACCACUGGUCAUUCUUGUAUGUGGGACAGCAUGUGUUGGAAAGUCUACAAUUGCUACCCAACUUGCACAAAGACUGAUAUGGUCUAUGAAUUGCUAAGGACUUCAACAGAUGCACCAUUGGCAUCUUCACCUUUAUUGGCACGUGACUUUAGCUCCUCUGAUGAGUUAAUAACUGAGUUUUGCAGAGAAUGUAGAAUAGUCCGAAAAGGUUUGGCUGGUGAUUUAAAGAAAGCAAUGAAAGAUGGAAAGCCAAUCAUUAUUGAGGGAAUGCAUGUGGAUCCAAGCAUAUACCUAAUCGAUGAUGGAAAUACCAACAAGAAUGCUGAAAAGAUGAAUAAGGGUCCUGAAAGUGUUCCUGAGAAUAUUACUAUAAUUAACAGUAUGAAAGAUCAAGUGUUGGAAAGAAAGGCUAUUCAUAAGAGAGAAAAAUCUGGAGCCCCAGAGCCAGUUGUAAUUCCUAUUGUCCUAAAGAUGGCUGAGUUUGAUCAUAAGGCAUUACUAGAAGAGUGGAUAUCUACACGUAAAUUCAGCAGAUAUCCAAUCAAGGAUAAAGACAAACUGAUUAGCAACCUAAAUACCAUUCAAGAUUAUUUGUGCUCUUUCACAUCACAAGGCUCAGAAGUAGCCAACAUAUCCGCAACAACUUUCCCUCAAACACUUGACUGGCUCCAUAAUCAUCUUCUUCAGCGUAUUGAACAAGGUAUAUCCUCCGCCUCUAAAGAAAAUGUUGGUCAACAUGAUGAAACUUAGAUUCGGG